Messenger RNA from Meleagris gallopavo (turkey), 3487 nucleotides. The record is from RefSeq and is a predicted model, not a curated record. NCBI's taxonomy places the organism in Eukaryota, Metazoa, Chordata, Aves, Galliformes, Phasianidae.
AAAUUCAUUAACAUUUGCAGGCUACCCACUGUUUUUUUAAUACGAUAUCCUACAAAGAUAAGGUAUCAUUCUGUGCCACCUUUAAAUUCCGCAUGUUCAUGCUAUGAAUAUUUUGCAGGAGAAUUUCAGGGAGUUCUUUAAUCUUUUUAAAGGACACUAAGCUUUCAGCAUAAGAAUCACUUAUACUGGCAGCAGAAUUCUUUAUAUGAGCAAAUAGAUCAUGGAUUUUUCUCAUUUGCUCUGAAAGAGUUGAUGCAAGUUGGUUAUUCUUUUUUACUAUUCAACAGGGUAAAUCUUGGCACGAAUUUAUAAAGGCUCAACAAACUGAGCAGAAACAUAUGAACGGCCGACUGCAAGUGAAAAAGGAAGAAGCAGUGUGGGAACUUUUCACAAGUGAAUGCACUUACUUUCUGGAUCAUUUGCUGGUUCUCAAGAUGAUAUUUAUGAAGACUCUAAAAUACCUCCAGAGUAAUGAAUUUCUCUUGGACAUGGACUUAUGGAGACUUUUUGCAAACUUGGAGGAAUUAAAUAAGAUAAAUCUCAGCUUUGUGAAAAAAUUUUUUGAAACUGUGAAGGAACAUGUCAGUGAAUCAAAAUCACCUAUGAACUUCAUCUCCAUGCUCAGAAAGUUUUUCCAGGGUGACCUCUGCCAGACACACCAGAUUUAUUGCCUCAAUUAUACCACCGCUAUCUUCUACUUGGAAAAGCUGAGACAGAGAGAAGAUUUUGGCAUUUACCUGAAGUGGUGUGAGCAGAAGGAGCAGUGCAGGAGGCUGCAGCUGACGGAGCUGCUGGUGGCUCCUCUGCACCACCUGACCCGCUAUCCCCUCCUCCUGAACAACAUCUGGAAGAGGAGCACAGACGAAACAGAGAAAGAUUCUAUCUGGUCACUUAAAGAGAAAGUGGAAAAGUCCAUACAUAAGUAGCUAUGAUUAAGGGAUCUGGAAGGUAAAGUCAAGUGGUUGGAUAACUUUCAGAAAUUCAGGCAGCUCCAUGAGGUCAUAAUUUGGCCUGAAGUCUGGGAUCAUAACAAGAGAUUCUUUGUCCCAGAGGUAAGCAGAACUUUUAAGGAGAAUGGCAGUGAAAACAUUUUGUCUUCAGCAAGCAGACUUCUUCUUCACGACGGGAGGCUGACACUGGCAGAAAGCACAAGACUUCUCGACAUCUACCUCUUUCUAUUUGAUGAUUUCGUAUUAAUCACCAAAAUUAAACAUAACAAAAAGAAAUACGGGGGCUCAGACACAGGCUUAACCCUUGUCUGUCCUUCCCUUGCUCCGGAGCUGCAGUCGGUUGUAAGAGAAGGUGGGUUUUGCCAAGUCUUGGACCAACCCAUCCCACUGGACAGACUACUACUGAAAAACGUUGAUCCCAUCCAUGUAACAGUUUUCAGCCUGCGAAAUGCUUUCCUAAUACAGCAUGAAAAUAGGUAUCGGCAGUGCAUAGCAGUCUUCCUGCUACAAGCACAAACAGAGUCUGCCAAGAAAACAUGGAUGUCACAGAUAGAAAGAGCAAUCUCCAAUUAUGUGAAGCGACAUGAAACCAAGAAAAGCACACUCCUCUGCUCAGCAGCUGAAUUCUCUGAAAUUUAAUAAUGCCAGUACAGUUCUGAUAGAUGCAACAGAAGACUACUGUGGUAAUAGCACCAUUAUUUCUUCCAGAGUACAUUAACUUUCUGAAACUAACAGGCUUCUGACUCGACUAAAUAGAAGUGAUGAGUUUUGAUCACAGGAUGUAGGAAUAAAUUGGAGGGGAAAAGUACAUACAACAUAUACAUCACUCUCAGAUGCCUCUUUGCUCUUUUUUUGCUUCAGCUUGGGGAAGGCUCUUUCCAACAAGGCAAAUGUUAAUACAACCUGUUCUUUCCUAGAAAGCAGGACAAGGAAAACAUCUAUGUCGGUGAGGAGAACUUGUACACCAGAAGUCUAGUUUGCUCACACAAACUGUAUUCACAAAUUUCACAAAUUUAAAAUUGUAGGUAACUCUCUAGCCAUAGCUCCCAUACUUAUUGCCUUUCUUCUGUAACACUGCACAUUGACACUGUGGGAGCAGAUCAGUAAAAGCAUACAGUGCCUUCAUUCUCUGUUAAUUUUUUGCAAGGAAGCUGUUCAAUGCUGUUUCUUUGAAAAGGUCGUUCUUACAUCUAAUAUCCAGGCACACUGCAGAAGCCACAGAAUACAUAAAAAGAGAGAACAAAAAUGCAGUGAUAUUCUACGUAUAAUGGGAACCUUUUUUUUUACCUGAAACUUUUUCACAAUGUUAUUAGCAGAUUUGUCAUUAUGUAUUAUUUACUGUCAGCAAAAUUGAACUCCAAAGGCUUUUCAACUUCUCUUUAAAAAUGUGAACUUCUCAUUAAACCAUUCAAUACGUCACUGCAGUUCUGUGAUCCAUGAAGUACGCACUUGCUAAUCACUUUUUUUUUUUUUUCAAGAGAUACAUGAAUAGAACCACAGAACAGUUUGCAUCUGCUUGCCACAACACAUUCACAGGUUACAACUGAGCGUGAAGGGUGCUCUCAUUAGGCUACUCUUGGCUAAGUGCCUGAAAUUAGCCAGUUAAGAGAGGAAGGUAGACUCCCUAGAGCCACUCUAUACGGUCUGCCACAUCUCCCACUUGCCAUGCCCAACCGGAUAAUCUCCCUAAGCAGGGAAGUUAACUCUUAAAGAAUACUUCUAGUACCAAAAAUGAUUUCAGGGAGAACUAAGUAGGGAAACUACACAGAUGAGGACUAGACUGAAAAAUUUAGGAGUGCCCUUCCAACUGUUUGUAUUACUCAUUGUUAAAUCAGCAUAUCUCCUUAUCUCUGCUCUGACAUCAAGUGAAAGUCAUGAGCUCAGCCACUGCCCCAAUCCUGCUCCACCCAUGUGAUGGCCUGUUUUAUCCACCUGAGCUUGUCCUAUACAUACAGAUUCCAGACCAGAGGUUGUAUACAGACUUACCUGGUUCACCAUUGUUCAGAUGCACAACACGUUCCUGCUCCUCCCCCUUAUGCUCAUGAUAGAAGUUUCUGUCACAGCUUAACGAAAAAAGAGCAGCUAUCCAGGCUUCACACCAAAUAGUGAACGUGGAGGACAGGAGAGCAAAACUAAGCAAACACAGCAGAUCUACUCCAGGAUGUCAUGCAAGCUGCAAACACUUAGCUGCAGCUUGGCUUCAACAGCUGUGCUCAAUCCCCACUGAUCCCAUACUCAGCUGCACCUGGUCACACCCUCACACUCCUGCUGCCUCCCCAGAACCUCAUAGUAUCUUGCAACCAGUGAUAUUUCCAAAGAAAGAUUUUUAAGCCCAGAAAAGUCACACCUGUCAGAUAAAGCCCUGUGCUUUGUGAACUGUCGAAGGGGGAGAUUUUGCACUUCUGUGUACUUUUAGCCAGAAAGGCCAUUAAGGCAGGUCUGCCUAGUUUACCAGGCAACGAAACAGUGCUGGAGAUCAUCUUCUAGAGGACUGCCUACCUCCAAAGGAGGACAUGCUGGGGGAAGGCAGUACUCAC